Molecule: messenger RNA, 5517 nt
Organism: Chenopodium quinoa (quinoa)
Lineage: Eukaryota; Viridiplantae; Streptophyta; Magnoliopsida; Caryophyllales; Amaranthaceae
Exons: 1
Coding region: 1-5517 (1838 amino acids)
Biological process (GO): DNA integration
Molecular function (GO): nucleic acid binding
Source: RefSeq, a predicted model, not a curated record
AUGCUUAGAAGAUCACAGGGACCACCUAAUCACGACCUCGAUCUCGACAUUGACCGCACUCUAAGGCGAGUGAGGAGACUAUUUGUUGAACAAACGGGUGAGGAGGAGGAGUUCUUUGAUUCUUCUAGUGAUAUUUCUUCAGACAUGGGGGAUGCCAAUGGCGCUCUUUUUGGUGACUUUGGUAAUCCGGGUAGUCAUGAAUUGCAAUGUGGGAUUCUACUUCCUACAACGGAAACAAAUUUCACUAUCCACCCGCACUACACUCAAAUGGUGCGUGGAGAUCAAUUUUCUGGAGCAGCUCAUGAAGAUCCGAUAGAGCAUUUGGACAAAUUUCUCGAGACAUGUGCUUUAAUCCAAACCAACCAAGUCACUCAAGAAUACAUCCGGAUGCACCUUUUUCGGUAUUCGCUCACAGGCAAGGCUUAUAGGUGGCUCAAAAACCUAAAGCCCGGCUCGUUGGCCACAUGGAGAGACACGGCCAAAGCUUUCUUGAACAAGUUCAUUCCCGAAGACAAAUCAACCGAAUUGAGGCAGAAAAUUUCAUCAUUUAGGCAAGAAAGGUAUGAAUCUUUGGGGGAAGCUUGGGACCGGUUUAAAGAGUAUGUGAGAGCUUGCCCACACCAUGAGUUUGACAAGCAACUUCUCAUCAAGUUCUUCUAUGAUGGUCUUGACGACAUACCCAAGCAAAAUUUGAAUUCCGGAUGUGGUGGACAUAUUAGCAAGGUGCCUCAAGCUCAAUUGGAGGACACCAUAGAGGAAGUUGUGAGGUACUAUUCUACGAGUGGUGGAAGAAGAAGAGGUGAAGAGAGAGCUUCGGGCAAAUUCGAGCUUGAUCAAGGUUCACUCAAGGCUCUUAUGGAACAAGUCAUUGACAAGAAGCUGGGAAAUAGCCAAGGGUCUUCAUCUUCCUCCACCAAUCAAGUACACUCUUUCUCUUGUGAGAAUUGUGGGGGUACCAACCAUGAUAUAUCAUAUUGUGGUGGUCGAGACCCCGAACAUGUAGCGGCAAUGGGGUACAUGAACAAUCAACGUGAUAAUUGGAGAGCCCCCAAUGCCAAUUAUGGUAAUAGAUUUCAAGAUGCAAGUGGCCCAAGCCACAACACGGGUCAAAUGGCUCCCUUUCCAAAUCCAAAUGCUAGCAAUCACCCUAGAGCACCAUUCAAGCAAGGACCACCCAACCAAUUUCAAAAUUUCCAACCCAACCCUUCCAUGCAAAAUGAUCCUAAUCAACAAAUGCUCAUGGAAACUCUCAAUAGAAUCCAAUCAAGCCUAUCCGCCAUGGAUCAAAGAAUAACCAAUAGUGAGCGAAAAGCGGAUCAAAGGCAUCAAGAGGUCACCGCACAUCAAAAGAUGAUGGAUAAUCAAGUGGCUCAACUCGCCGAGAGGGUGACCAAUCUAGCCAAUGAGAAGCUCCCGAGCCAACCUACUACCAACCCGGCUACCACCCAUCAUAUCAAAGCUAUCUCUCUUAGGUCCGGAAAGUCUUAUGAGGGGCCUAGGAGUGAUCAAUCGGAGCACAACAAGGAGGGUGAAGAGCAAGUGGUUGAAGAGGUCAAUGGAGAUAGCCAAGGUCAAAUAAUUGACAAUAGUGUUGAAGGAAGCAUUGAGAAGAAGAAGGGUGAAGGUAGUGAAAAGAGCAAGGAAGUUGGGAAAGACAAGCAACCAUCAACAUCUUAUCAACCAUCAAGGUUUGAACCACCACCGCCUUAUCCCAAGAGGAUUGUUGAGAGGAGAUUGAAUGACAAGUACAACAAGUUUAUGGCUAUGCUCAAGUCACUUCACAUUAACAUUCCAUUCCUUGAAGCCAUGACUCAAAUGCCACCCUAUGCAAAAUUCCUCAAGGAACUCCUCUCCAACAAAAAGAAGCUAAGUGAUGAGUGUAUCACUCUUCCUCAUCAAGUUAGUGCCCUAGUGCAAAGAACCUUGCCUACCAAGCAAUGUGAUCCGGGAAGCUUCACUCUUCCGGUCAAGAUUGGUGAUAUGGAGACCACGGGUGCACUAGCCGAUCUUGGGGCAAGUGUGAGCCUCAUGCCACUAUCCAUUGCAAAGAAGCUCAAGUUCGAGAUGAUACCUUCAAGAAAGGUGAUUCAAUUAGCCGACCAGUCCACAAAAUUCCCAUGCGGUGAGUUAGAAGACGUUCCUAUCAAGAUUGGGAAUUUGUUUGUGCCUUGCGAUUUUGUGGUGAUGGAUAUGGAGGAGGACCCUCAUACUCCUCUUAUCCUUGGAAGAGAGGCACUCAAGACCAUGGGAGCGGUCGUCAAUUGCAAAGAUAAUACCAUUACAUGUGAGGUGGCCAAUGAGAAGUACAAGUUUGAAUUCUCAAAGACUUUGAAGCAACCUAUGGUAGAGAAGAUUUGGCGGGUGGACUUGGUGGACUCCGAACUUGAUGAAUUGGUGAAGUCUCAUGAGGUAAUUAAAGACAAGGGUGAUGAAGACCUCCCAUGUGAGGAGGUGGGUGAAGGAGAAUCUUUGUGUGCCUUGGAGGUUGAAAGCCUUGAAGGUGAAACUCAUCCCGAGACUCAAGGAGCCGUGGAUGAGCUCCCAUCGAUCCAAAGUGAGUCUAAGGAGGAGAGUUCCACGCCUCCUCCCAAGGUAGAACUAAAACCCCUCCCUCCUUCUCUCAAAUAUGCUUAUUUGGAUGAUGAUUGCUUACAUCCUAUUAUUGUCAAUGCUAACCUCGAUGACACCUCAUUGCAAAAAUUAAUUGAGAUUUUAAAAAAAUAUAGGAGUGUUAUCGGGUAUAGCAUUGAUGAUAUUAAGGGGAUUAGCCCUAGCUUGUGUAUGCAUCGCAUUCAUCUUGAGGAUGAUCAUGCCUCUUCCAUUGAACCUCAAAGGCGGUUGAAUCCGACUUUGAAGGAAGUGGUUAAGAAGGAAAUCCUCAAACUACGUGAAGCGGGGAUCAUUUAUGCUAUCUCCGAUAGCAAAUGGGUGAGCCCGGUUCAUGUGGUUCCCAAAAAGGGAGGCAUGACCAUCAUACAAGAUGACAAGGGGAAUGAUAUCUCCACCCGCACUGUCACGGGGUGGAGAAUGUGCAUUGACUAUAGGAGGCUUAAUAAAGCCACUAGAAAAGAUCAUUUCCCCUUGCCAUUUAUCGAUCAAAUGUUGGAAAGGUUGGUGAAGCAUUCACACUAUUGUUUUCUUGAUGGUUAUUCGGGUUUCUUUCAAAUCCCAAUUCACCCGGAUGACCAACAUAAAACAACCUUCACUUGUCCAUUUGGGACAUUUGCCUACCGAAGGAUGCCCUUCGGAUUGUGCAAUGCCCCAUCGACUUUCCAACGAUGUAUGACAGCAAUCUUUUCUGAUAUGAUCGAAAAUGCAAUAGAAGUUUUCAUGGAUGAUUUCAGUGUUUGUGGUUCGUCUUUUGACCUAUGCUUGCACAAUCUCGAAAAGGUUUUAAAGAGGUGUCAAGAGACGAACCUUGUGUUGAAUUGGGAAAAGUGCCAUUUUAUGGUCGAGGAGGGCAUUGUCCUCGGGCAUAAAGUGUCCAUUAAUGGUAUUGAGGUAGACCCGGCAAAGGUCUCGGCGAUAGAAAAGCUACCCCCACCAUCAUCGGUGACCGGGGUACGUGCCUUCUUGGGGCACGCCGGCUUCUAUCGCCGAUUUAUCAAAGAUUUUGCACAAAUAGCGAGACCUUUGACGAGUUUACUUCAAAAAGAGGUGGAGUUCAAAUUCGAUGAUGCUUGCACUAAGGCAUUUGAAACCUUGAAAAAUGCUUUAGUGAAUGCGCCUAUAGUGCAAGCACCGAAUUGGGAACUCCCGUUUGAACUAAUGUGUGACGCGAGUGAUAAUGCAGUUGGAGCAGUCCUUGGGCAAAGGAAAGAAAAGAAAUUGAAUGUGAUCUCUUAUGCAAGCCGGACUUUAGAUACGGCACAAAAGAAUUACACCACCACGGAGAAGGAAAUGUUGGCGGUGGUCUUCGCUUUUGACAAGUUUAGACCCUAUUUGGUGUGCAACAAGGCCAUUGUCUACACCGAUCACUCCGCGGUGAAGUAUUUAAUGAGCAAAAAGGAUGCUAAGCCGCGUCUAAUCCGAUGGGUCCUUCUCUUACAAGAAUUUGACAUUGAAAUACGGGAUAAGAAAGGAAGUGAGAACCUAGUGGCUGACCACCUCUCAAGGUUGCCGUUAGACCACCCUUCUUACCUUGACAAAGAGGAUCCCAUCGAUGAUGAGCUUCGAGAUGACUCUCUUAUGGCGAUCGUUUCCAACACCAUCCCUUGGUUCGCUGAUAUUGCAAAUUAUUUAGCAAGCGGGGUGGUACCUCAUGACUAUGAUGCUCGACAAAGGAAGAGGUUCUUCAAGGAAGUUAAGAGGUAUUUUUGGGAUGAUCCAAGCUUGUACAAGAAGUGUAGUGACGGUUUGUUCCGGAAAUGUGUGGAAAAUCAUGAGAUGGAAGGUAUUAUGGAACAUUGUCAUUCACUACCUUGUGGAGGUCAUGGAGGUGUCAACAAGACCGUGGCAAGGAUCCUAGGUUGCAAGCUUUGGUGGCCAACUAUGCGCAAAGAUGUUGACAAGUUCAUCCUUCGAUGUGACCGAUGCCAAAGGAUGGGAGGAAUCACAAAGAGAAAUGAAAUGCCGCAACAAUCAAUCUUAGAAGUUGAGCCAUUUGAUGUAUGGGGAGUGGACUUCAUGGGUCUGUUUGUCUCCUCAUGUGGGAAUUUGUAUAUCCUUGUGGCUGUGGAUUAUGUGACUAAAUGGGUGGAAGCGAUACCAUCACCCACAAAUGACCACAAGGUAGUGUUGAAGUUGCUCAAGAAGAUCAUCUUUCCUAGAUUUGGGGUGCCACGGUGCCUAAUUAGUGAUGGCGGAUCUCAUUUCGCCAAGAAACAACUCGAAGCACUUUUGAAGAAAUAUGGGGUACAUCAUAAGGUUGGACUCCCUUACCAUCCACAAACCCAAGGGCAAGUGGAGGUGUCCAACAGAGAAAUUAAGAGUUUGCUCGAGAGGAUGGUCAACAAGUCUAGAAAAGAUUGGUCCCUAAGACUGGAUGAUGUACUAUGGGCCUUACGGACCGCUUACAAGACACCGAUUGGCACCACGCCAUAUCGACUUGUCUAUGGUAAGGGAUGCCACCUUCCGGUGGAAUUGGAGUACAAGGCAUGGUGGGCUGUAAAGGAACUCAACAUGGACCUUCACUUGGCCGGAGAAAAGAGGUUACUCAAGCUCAACGAGUUGGAAGAGUUGAGGUAUGAUGCUUAUGAGAGCUCUAGACUCUACAAAGAACAAACCAAGAGGUGGCACGACAAAAGGAUUCGAGAUCGUGACUUCGAGGUGGGUAACAAGGUUCUUCUCUUCAACUCACGUCUCCGACUCUUUCCCGGGAAGCUCAAGUCCAAAUGGGUGGGGCCGUUUACAAUCACCAAAGUAACCCCCUAUGGCUCGUUCGAAUUGGAAAAUCAUGAAGAUGGGAGCCGGUUCAUGGUGAAUGGGCAACGGAUCAAAAGAUACUAUGAUGAAGGAGAUAUUGGAAAGAUCGGUUGCCUAAUGCUUGGGACGGUCCACACCGUUCCUCCCCCUUAG